This is a messenger RNA of Drosophila erecta, 2982 nucleotides long. RefSeq names its product DNA-binding protein K10 (gene fs(1)K10). Bases 231 to 1517 code for a protein of 428 amino acids. NCBI's taxonomy places the organism in Eukaryota, Metazoa, Arthropoda, Insecta, Diptera, Drosophilidae. The transcript has 2 exons. The record is from RefSeq and is a predicted model, not a curated record.
AACAUUCGCCGGCAACUAUCGCAACCAUAGUAUUCACACUUGUUUAACUUUUCAACUGCAGUGCGAUAGAGUCGUAUUCGUAAUCGAUUCAUCGUAAUUUUUUCAAUAUAAAUUCUAGUGACAAAUAAGCGUGUAAAAAUAUAGGUCCGUUUACCCUCGCCUGUCGUUUCGACUUGGCUUUCUUAAUCGAGUCCUGAACCCCCCUGUUCAUCUGAAUUUUGCUACCUGCAAUGGUGUCCAAGAACCAAUUCCAUCAGAACCGGACCAUGCAGUCGCAGCAGCAUCCACCUCAAAUGCAGGAACAGUUUCAGCAACAACAGCAAAAUUCGUAUCCACAGCACCGCAACAACCAGAGCAACAAUAAUAGCAGUAGCAACAAUAAUCCCCGGGCAGCUGCGGCUCCGUACAGGAAACCCUUUCGUCCGGGCAAUAAUAACUCCGGACCAGGAGGAAACGGCAAUGGAAAUGGACAUGGGAAUGAUAACACUGCCAACGGCAAUAGUAACAAGCAGAUGAUGUUCUCCUCCAGCCAAAUGCCCAGCGAUCCCCUGUAUAUAGACUUCAACAGCCCGGCACCGGGAAACAAACAACACCAGGUGGACAGUCUCAAGAAAAAGCCUAUGAAGGGCAUCAAACAGCAGCAGCAUCACAGUCCGAACCAGCAGCAGGGCAAGAUGAACAACCAGAACAACAAGCAUAACCAGCAGCAGCAGCCCUUCAACAACCAGAUGAACGGAGGCGAUUGGCAGCGCUUUCCGGGCAACAAUCCCAACCAUAUUCGCGGUGGCUUUAAUGGAUUCCAACGUGGUCCCCCUCCGAACCGUCCUCCUCCACGUCACAUGAUGGGUCCGCCAAUGGGCCCCGGACCACGAGGACCCGGUCCGAUGGGCCCUGGAGGACCUUACCCGCAGAUGCCUUUUCAGCCACCGAUGCCCGGUGUGCGCGGUCCCGGGCCAAUGGGCCUUAUGGGUGGACCACCGCCGCCGCCGCCACCGUAUUUUAUGCGGCGCAACGGACCCGGUCCAGGUCCUAUGAUGGGUGGCCCACCGCCCAUGCAUAUGAUGGGUCCACGGAUGCCGCCGCGAGGCAUGCCACCAGGCGGACCUUUUGGACCAAUGAACAUGAAUGGCGGCCGGAUCAUGAAGCCCAAUCCCAAGCUAAUCAAGCAGGUGGUGAAAGGGAAGAGCAGCAUAAAGACACUGAAGAACCUGAUCAAUCAGUAUCCCAUCGACAAGCCCUGGGUCACGGACGAGAUACGCAGCGAGCACGAUAAGAAGGUGGAUAUCGAGAACAGAUUGAAGGGCCACAAAGACGACGAACUCUUUGCUCAGUAUAAAGGGCAGCGGGACAAGUUUGUUGGUCUCUACGAGGCGGCGCGGGAAGAGUAUCUCAAGCAGGAGGCAGCUAGUGUCAAGGCCAAGGAUGCCAAGUCAGACAAAGACAAAAACGCAAUUUCAAAUCAGAGCGCCGCCCCUAAGGCCGGAAGCGCUAAAGAUGCAACAAUUCCAAAUCCCUAGGCAGCCAAUGCAACCGAAACCGAAUCAAUCGAAUCGAACCGAAUUAACAGGUCGCUCGACUCACAGAACUAAUCGUAAACUUAAACGUUAAACAAAAGAGCAAUUAAAAACUAAAACUAAAACUAGAAGCGAGAAACAGCAAGCGUCUGACAAUUGAUGACAUAUAGAACUCAAAAACCCGACUCUAUAUCGGAUAUAUAUACCCUUCUCCUCCUCCGAGGAGGAGGUGCUUUUGUCACACGUUGCUUUUGCGACUGAGAACUGAGCUUAGUACGAUAAUAUUGCAACAAUACACAAACCCAGCGAUGAUAAUAUGGGCGAAACUCUAGUUAUAGCGAUAAAGAGUUCGAUUGCGAGAACGAAUAACUCAUAACGAUUCACUUGUCUAACGUAACGUAAAGUAGAGUAUUGAAAUGUAACCGUAACGUAACGUAACAGUUUCCUUAUUCGAAAACUAUUUGUUGUUAAAUUCUAAGUUACAAAAACUGCAAUUAUUUGUACACAUUAUGACACGCCCUUAGCUAUAUAUGCAUAUAUAUUGAUAUAUAUAUAUAUAAAUUAUUUUCCUAUUCGCUGCCCGAGUGCUUGGACGCGACAUUAUUGGAACAAAGAGGCCGGAUCCUAAGCACUCUGGCAUUAAUCACUCUGUAAGCCUUGGAUUACACCACUUGAUUGUAUUUUUAAAUUAAUUCUUAAAAACUACAAAUUAAGAUCACUCUGUGAACGUGUUCUCGAUGGUGUGCAUCUACGGAUUUGUUUUUGUGUUCUUUUUCCCGACCCCAAACCCCGUCCCUGAACCCUAGUCCACUGUUCUCUUCACCGAUAGUAGAUUAAUCACGCUCCUGAUCUUGAUGACCUGAUCCACCUGACAAGUAACCUCAAAGCAGCCACACUUAGCGGAAAAGUAGAACCUAGGCCCACUGUAAAAACUCUAGCAUAGCAUCAAUUUCCAAACCAGUUAACAGUACACCCAUGGUUAGGAGUAAAAAUUACUGCCUUGGAAGUUGGGCACAAUUAAGCAUACCCUGAUUACACUUGACAUUCAACUCAGACUUGUUAAUAGCAACAUAAACUUAGCACCAAUUUCAAAGAAAUCAAAGAAAAGUUAACAGCGAUCCCUCGAUAAGCAAAAACUCAGCUGACUUCGAAAUGAGGAGAAUUGCAAGUAUUUUUAAGGCACAGUGUAUAAACCGCCGGUUAGGGUGCGUUCUCACACUUGGCGCGGUAAAACCCACUUCGACUUAUAGUGGAAUUAUUAUUAUCAAUGAGGAACAUUUAACCCUCAGGUAGCUAAAUAACUAAAUGGCAAAUAGGGAGUCCUAAGACAAAAUAUUUUAGAAUCUGGCCCUUUGACCUAGCUUGUCAGGUGCUCUUAGGUUUAAUCGCUAUUUGCUACUACAUAAACACUUCCCCAUCCCCACAAGAAUGAAUAAUACCGCAGAAUAAAGAGAGAUUUCCAACAAAA